Messenger RNA from Fundulus heteroclitus (mummichog), 2457 nucleotides. RefSeq names its product EGF-like-domain, multiple 6 (gene egfl6). Gene Ontology annotation, molecular function: calcium ion binding. The record is from RefSeq and is a predicted model, not a curated record. NCBI's taxonomy places the organism in Eukaryota, Metazoa, Chordata, Actinopteri, Cyprinodontiformes, Fundulidae. The transcript is spliced from 13 exons. Gene Ontology annotation, cellular component: membrane. Bases 330 to 1949 code for a protein of 539 amino acids.
CGGAGCAGUGUCAUUUCACAGAGUGUCAACACACCUCCAGAAUUUCAGAGGAGAUGAAGGGGAAGCAAAUUAUGGGAUACAAAGAGUAGCUGGAGCACAAAAAGAAAGGACAAAAGGACUAUUUUUUUUCUCCCUAGAAUAAAGGAGACGUUGAGUUUUUGCUCUGAAAGCACAUGAAUUCCAGCGUGCCUUGAGUGGAAGCUCAACGUGAUCCUGUCUGAGGAAUUUAAUGAGAGUGUAUUUCAGGCAGGGAUAGUCAGAACUCCCUGACUUAAAAGUCAGUCUCUUGGGGAAACUAAGCAACAAGCUCUGAUCAGAAGCUUUCAGACAUGCAGCCGUUUACUUUGAUCGGCACAUUUUUAAUCCUGCUCAACAUCUCCUUCAGCAGAACAGAAGCUUACAGGCACCAUCGCCAAGUCCUCAGUGGAAACCAGCCAGGCGUUUGUCGCUAUGGAAGGAGACUGGAGUGCUGCUAUGGCUGGAUAAAAAACAAUAAAGGCCAGUGCGAGGCUCAGUGUGAGCACGGCUGCAAGCACGGAGAGUGUGUUGGCCCCAACAAAUGCAAGUGUUUCCCUGGAUUCACCGGAAAAACGUGUAAUCAAGAUCUGAACGAGUGCGGCCUAAAACCUCGCCCCUGUGAGCAUCGCUGCAUGAACACUCACGGUAGUUACAAGUGCUACUGUCUGAACGGAUACAUGCUGAUGUCUGAUGGAUCGUGCGCCAAUUCCAGGACGUGCUCGCUUGCUCACUGCCAGUACGGAUGUGAGGAAGUAGACGGGGAGAUCCGCUGCCUCUGUCCAUCUGCCGGCCUUCAACUCGGCCAAGAUGAGAGAACCUGCAUAGAUAUUGACGAAUGCAUGACUGGCAAGAACCUCUGCCCGUACAACAGACAAUGUGUGAACACCUUUGGCAGCUACUACUGCAAGUGCCAGGAAGGCUUCGACCUGAAAUACGUCGACGGCAAAUAUGACUGUGUGGACCUCGAUGAGUGUGCAGAUGAAACCCACAAGUGCAGCCACCAUGCCGCCUGUGUGAACACUCAGGGUUCGUACAGGUGCCGGUGCAAACCUGGCUUCAGAGGCAACGGCUUUGAAUGCUCCGCUAAGCCAUUUUAUCAGAGGUCAUGGGAUGGAGACAAAGGCAGUGCAGACGAUUCCCUCAAUGCCAUCCCAGACUCCCAGGUGAGGCCGGAGAUUCUGGGAGGUACGUUUAGCAACGAGGACAUAAAAAAUGCCAUCCCAGAAACAGUCGCGACGCCGGCCCCUAAGGUCCUCCAUCAACCUUUUGACUAUGAUGGAGAGGUCUACGUUGGGACCCCAACGGAGGAAAGAAAAGAAGAACUUCCUGAAGAGAAGGGGGAGGAAGAAGAGGAAGAAAACCAGCUCAACCCAAGAGGAGACGUUUUCAUCUCAGAGGACUUUGAGUCAGUAUUCGGCCCAGCCACAGAAGUCAAAGAAAUCCACAUUGAGCCACCUCAAGAAGAAUAUUUCCUGGACUGCAACUUUGACCAAGGAGCAUGUGAAUGGGUCCAAGACAAGACCGAUGACAUGGACUGGACUGUGGCAUACCAUGAACAUGGUGGUGAGUACUACAUGGCUUUGAGUGGGCUGCUCGGCGGCAGAGAAGACGUGGCGAAGCUGAAGUUGCUUCUCAGCGACCGAGCCCAUCACGGCAGCUUCUGCCUCACCUUUGACUACCGUGUGGUGGGUCAUGACGUGGGCUCGCUCAGGGUGCUGCUGGACAACAACGUUUACCCCGUGUGGGAGCAGAGCCAAAGCAGAAACCAGAGCUGGCAGACAGAACUCCUCACCGUAGCCUGGAAGGAGGAGGCCCCACAGUCUAUCAUCUUUGAAGCUCAGCGUGGGAACGGCAUUGGAGGCGAAAUAGGGUUGGAUAAUGUUGUGCUGACCUCCGGUCCCUGUCAAGAAGAUACAGGCCCAGUCUUUUAGGAAUCAAGCGUCAACAAUUCCUUCUCUUUAAUAACAUGCACAGUCGGAUUACGCUGAUCUGCUACAUUCUUUAUUUCGAGUUAAUAGCUAGUCUAAAUAAAACACAUGACCCAUAUCUCAGGAACAGAUAGUAGAGCUAACUCCUUCAGUUUGGUUAAAAGGUAUUGUGCUUAACUUGUGUUGUGUAUAUGACAGUACAUCGGUGAAGUAAACUACAUAAAAUACGAAAUGUAAUGUGAAUCAAAUGGUAGAUGACUUAACUUUUUGAAGGCUUUUUUGUUAAAAUGAUAUAAGGUGUGAGUGCAUAUAGGUCCCAGCAGUUGUAUUGAAAUUGUGGUGUGUGGCUACAUUAAACAUUUUUUUUUGUAACAUUGGGAAGGAUUAUUCCUUUUUAUAAAUGUGGACCCAUAUGGACAACAUCAUUAGAAAGCUGCUUUAUGUAUUUCUUAUUUUAGUAGAGAUGUUAUUGACCCAAUUUCUGUAAUAAAAAGAAAAUACGUCUAGUGUU